CUCGCGUAGUGCGGUGCUAGUGAGUGAAUGUGUUUAGUGCCGGGUUCUGUAUAAAGGUAGAAUAGAAAAAUGAACUACUCAACUAAAAAGAUGUGGCAGUCCUGCUUAGUCGCCAGCUGCAUGUUAAGCAUAGCGCUCGCCGCCAACGAGUACCUACCCCCCAGCAAAGGCUACAACUACGACGUGCCCAAAAUCCCCUUCCCCACCAGGACACCCCCUCCCCCGCCAAUAAGGACGACGCCGCCGACUAGGCCCAACACCUACGUACCGCCACCCCAACCAACGCCAGAUCACACGCAUCAUGAGGAGCACGAACACCACCACCACCACGAGCCUGGCAUGCCCUUCGACUUCUCGUAUGCUGUCAAUGAGGACGGUAACGACUACAGCCACAACGCUAAGUCGGACGGUGACGUCACCCGCGGCGAGUAUCGGAUCGCCUUACCCGAUGGACGCACGCAAAUCGUCCGGUACACUGCCGAUUGGAAGAAUGGAUUUAAUGCUGAGGUAACCUACGAAGGUGAAGCGCGAUACCCCGACCAGCCUAGCCAGGGAGGUGGCUACCCCUCGGGACCCGGACAACCUUACAUCCCACCAAACCAGGGUGAAGGCUACCAUUAUUAGAAUCCAAAAAGACCAACAAACGCCACUUAGAAUAAUUAAUAGAGACUGUUAUACUCAAAACGCAGCAAAAUACCAUUAAAAAAAUUGAGAUUCCUACAACCUACCUAUUUCAAAAUAUUCUUCAAAAAUGUUCUCGGCAAUUUUCCAAUAGAUGGCAUAGUAGUCAAUAUACCAUCCAUCAGCAACGAAAUGCGGUAGAAGUUUAAAAAUAUUUGCUCUUUACUGAGAGUUGGCGCGAAGUUUAAAAAUCGAAUUUAUUUAAAUUUUCUUGGAUUACUUACUAUGGAAAAAUUUCACCAUAUUUACUUUUAAGUUAUUUUUAUUGGUAUAUAAAAUAGAAGUAUUAUUUAAUCUUAAUCAGCUUAAUUAAGAAACAAAACAUGCAGACUUAAUUAUUUAGGAGUUACCAAAAGGGUCACCAAAUUCGAAGUUACCUUAACAGUUAUCAUAAAUUAAAAAAAAUGUUUUAAGAUUUUAAUCUACAUUUAGAUAUCUGACUUUUUAUGAUAAUUGGUGCUAAUGAUCAGGCAAGUCUAUUGUUGCCUGAAAGCUCAAGACUGACGAGGAUGGGCAUUUCUUUAGAAAAUCUUAAAAACCAUUGAUUAGGACUUGGUACAUAAACUCCAAAGAGGAUACCAACAAUGUUUUGAAUCCUUUAUUGUUCUUUCAAUUUGUUAAGAGUUUAUAAACAACCAAAUUAGCGCC
Messenger RNA from Pararge aegeria (speckled wood butterfly), 1329 nucleotides. RefSeq names its product cuticle protein 18.6-like (gene Cpr50Cb). The transcript has 6 exons. Lineage: Eukaryota; Metazoa; Arthropoda; Insecta; Lepidoptera; Nymphalidae. Bases 70 to 624 code for a protein of 184 amino acids. Gene Ontology annotation, cellular component: extracellular matrix. The record is from RefSeq and is a predicted model, not a curated record.